UGGUAGAUAAUUUUGGCUUUGUAGGGUUUCGGCAACAUCCGAAUGCUCUCAAGGUUUUCUGCACUUGUGCUGUACCAAACGCAAAAGCGUCAAGUACAUCAGAAGGUUAAGGAAUCAAGGAAUAGUGUUAAAAUGAACCCUUGCAAGCAGUGUGAAGGCCGUGGCCUCCAAUUGAAAGUACAAUCACCAAACUCCUUAAGGAUAAUCGUUGUGAUCCUCUUUCGCAUAUUGUUUGCGGAGCCCGCUUCUCUGAGUAUGACCUACGUGACGCAGAACACUAGAAAAGCGCGGUAGGAUCCUCGAAUUACGGGUCAUAAAUUUCUAACUGCUCAUACAUCAACUUUGUUAGAGCCACGUCUGAUUGAUGUUAUACUGCCAACCCUUGAUGAAGGGGACGUGGGUAGUGUGUACUAUGGGCCGAACCAUCCAAUGAAGCCCCAUCGGUUGUGUAUGACAAACAGUCUCGUCCUUGCUUAUGGACUUCACAACAAGAUGGAGAUUUAUCGACCCCACAAAGCCUACCCAGUGGAACUCGCGCAGUUUCACUCUGUUGACUAUGUUGAGUUUCUCGGCCGAAUUACUCCUGAAUCUCAGGAAAAGUAUGCAGCGGAGUUGAUAAGAUAUAACAUGGGGGAGGAUUGCCCUGUUUUUGACAACCUUUUUGAAUUUUGUCAAAUUUAUGCUGGGGGUACUAUUGAUGCCGCGCAUCGUCUGAACCAUGGCUUAUGUGACAUAGCCAUCAACUGGGCUGGAGGUUUACAUCAUGCAAAGAAGUGUGAAGCCUCUGGAUUUUGUUACGUGAAUGACCUAGUUUUGGGCAUUUUAGAACUUUUGAAGUAUCACGCUCGCGUGCUAUAUAUUGACAUAGAUAUUCACCAUGGAGACGGAGUAGAAGAAGCGUUUUAUCUUACUGACAGAGUAAUGACCGUUAGUUUUCAUAAAUUUGGAGACUACUUCUUCCCAGGCACUGGGGAUGUAAAGGACGUUGGAGAGAGAGAAGGAAAAUAUUAUGCAAUCAACGUGCCGCUAAAAGAUGGCAUUGAUGACGCAAAUUUCAUACGGAUGUUUCGCGUGGUAAUCCAAAAGGUUGUGGAAGUUUAUCAACCUGGUGCCAUUGUUCUGCAAUGUGGAGCUGACUCACUUGCAGGGGAUCGUUUAGGCUGCUUCAAUCUUUCCAUUGAUGGACACUCGGAAUGUGUGAAGUUUGUGAAGAAGUUCAACAUACCCCUUCUGGUGACAGGUGGGGGAGGAUACACCAAGGAGAAUGUCGCACGCUGUUGGACAGUGGAGACUGGUGUUCUUGUGGAUACUGAGCUGCCGAAUGAAAUUCCUGACAAUGACUACCUGAAGUAUUUCAAACCAGAUUGCACUUUGAAGACCACAUCAGGAAAUCACAUGGAAAACUUGAACGGUAAGACCUACCUGAGCACUAUCAAGCAGCAGGUUAUGGAGAACUUACGGAGAAUUGCUCAUGCACCUAGUGUUCAAAUGCACGAGGUACCUCCGGACACUUAUAUACCAGAGUUUGAUGAGGAUGAAUUGAAUCCUGACGAGCGCAUGGACCAACACACACAGGACAAGCACAUCCAAAGGGAGGAGGAGUAUUAUGAAGAUGACAACGACAACGACCAUGACAUGGAUGACUCAUGACUGUUUAUUAGAUGUUUUUAGAAGAUAACUGAAAACAUGUCCUCAUUUGUACACUAGAUUUUACCCCUACUAACACAUUGAAUGAAAGAGUUGGUUAGUUUUUUAGUCAUUCUGUUUUAUGAUAUUAUGUGAAACUCUUGGAUGAGUUGUGGUUUUGUUUUACUGCUACAGGAAGCAUCUGGCUUGUUAUGAA
This is a messenger RNA of Physcomitrium patens, 1843 nucleotides long. Its product is annotated as histone deacetylase 9. NCBI's taxonomy places the organism in Eukaryota, Viridiplantae, Streptophyta, Bryopsida, Funariales, Funariaceae. Gene Ontology annotation, cellular component: nucleus. Gene Ontology annotation, biological process: epigenetic regulation of gene expression. The record is from RefSeq and is a predicted model, not a curated record. Gene Ontology annotation, molecular function: histone deacetylase activity.